Molecule: messenger RNA, 1644 nt
Organism: Schistosoma turkestanicum
Lineage: Eukaryota; Metazoa; Platyhelminthes; Trematoda; Strigeidida; Schistosomatidae
Source: the annotation of a GenBank genome assembly
GGUCAACAUCAAUGAAUAAAGAUAACUUAUUAAAAACACUGCAACCACGUGAUGGAUCAAGAGUGAUCCUCCGUAAAUUCGCUAAAAAUAUUUGUAUCUGUAUGCAUCUGAACGGGACAGUCUACACAGAGCGUAUUAUUAACCAGACAUUAACCGAUAACUGUGAAUGGCACCUUAGAGCAUCAAGGCAUGGGAUAGGCUUUGAGCGUGAACUAACUGAAGACGAUAUCAUCAAUGAAUUCCCGAAACACAUCCUUUCUAAUCCAUCUAACAAUGCAAAAAUCUAUGAUGGAAGAUCUCCAACAUUAAGUGUAGUUGAUGAGAAAUCGCUUAUGUUAGCUUCCGGUUGGACUCAUCAGUUAUGGGAACCUGAAGCAACGUGGCAAGUUUAUGGAUUCCAGCCAAAAGGAUUAUUAGCUGUUAUUGAAGCACAAAAAAACUCUUCAAGUUACCAGCGAUUCGUUUCAAUCGAUAAAGACGUUUCUAACCAGUCAUAUGCAAACAACACCUUAACAACAUCUCCACCAUCCUCAAGUAAUACUGUAAAAGUAGGUUCACAGCAAGUGAUAGUUUUAGAAGCGCCAGCCUAUUACUUCAAUACACUCCAUCAUAAAGCAAAACUUAAGUAUUGUAGUAUACUGAAAAGCAAACUUGCGAAACUUGUACAAACGGAAUUACUUAUGAGUUUGCAAAUUUUAACUAAAUAUAGGCAGGCUUUUCAGAGUUUCAUGCUUCUUAUCCAUAAUCAUUCAAUGACUAAUCAUGAAUAUAAUAUUAAUAACGUAUCAUCAAAUACUGUAGCUGAAUUACUAGAUCAAUGGUUAAUGCUUUUGGAUUAUAAAUGGCGCCAAACAAUUAGACAUGUCUACAAAACAGAUUCAGUGUCCAAUUACCAAGUAGAUAAUUGUUCGUUGAGUUUCAAAUCAUCAUUUGAAAUGAACACUGUUGGUAAUGAUAGUGAUGAUAAAAUACUGGUUAAAUUUUAUGAAACACAACUGAAAACAAAAAUAUAUUAUGGUCUGUUUGAAAUUGUACAAGAUAUAGUCGAGUGGACUAGUGAGCAAAAACGUCAUUGGCUACAAAGUCCAAGAGUUAUAAAACUAUUCCAAUAUUUACAUAUUAAAUGCCCAUCAUCGAAAAAGUUGAGGCAAGCCUCAUUUAUAUUAAGACAAUAUCUACCAAAUUAUUCACCAGAAGUCAUUCAUUCCAAGAAUAAUUUUCAUUUUGGUCUUAUGGGUGAUUGGAAACCGGAAACAUUUAGAAAGUUUUUAGUACACGAUGUUAAAUUAGCCAACAAAGUAAUUGAUCGGGCUGUUUAUAUGAAAUUUGAGGAAUAUUAUUUUUGGCCGAUAUUACGACGUGUGAAUACGAAAACGAUUGUGGAACACUCGAUUUUAUUUGACAAUGAUGUACGAAACGAAAUCAGACAAAUGACUCCGAAUAGUAUCUGUUAUAAGCUAUUUAUGAGGAACUGGAAAUUUUAUAAAGAAAAUUAUUCACCUAAAUCGUGCUUACACUAAUAUCACUUCCUAUAUUUACAUAUCUUAAUGACAACGUGUCAAACUACUUUAUAGUAGUAUAUAUCUUUCCACUAAAGUUACAGAUUUUCAAUGAAUUAUUUGGUUGUUCAUUAUUAUCGCAAGC